Messenger RNA from Lynx canadensis (Canada lynx), 4680 nucleotides. RefSeq names its product protein tyrosine phosphatase non-receptor type 9 (gene PTPN9). Gene Ontology annotation, molecular function: protein tyrosine phosphatase activity. Bases 228 to 2162 code for a protein of 644 amino acids. Gene Ontology annotation, biological process: protein dephosphorylation. The record is from RefSeq and is a predicted model, not a curated record. NCBI's taxonomy places the organism in Eukaryota, Metazoa, Chordata, Mammalia, Carnivora, Felidae. The transcript is spliced from 14 exons.
GCGGCGGGAUGGAGCCCGCGACCGCGCCCCAGCCCGACAUGGCGCCGGAGCUGACCCCGGAGGAGGAGCAGCUUAUCUCUUAACUCAGGCAAGAGACCCUGCGGGCAAAGCAUCCUGUGACGGAACGGAAACUAUCCCCUCAAGCAACAAGAACUGCCCUGAGCCUGCAAGACCCCGUGUGAUUGACUCCAAGACAAGGAUCCAGUGAACCUUCACUGCCCACGUGCAUGUACCCACCCACCACUGUCCCACAUUUUCCUUAUAUAAGCCUGGAAGUAUUUUCGGCACUUUGGAGACAGUCUGAGCCGCUAGUCCACCGUCUUCCCGGUGUUGGCCUCACUGAAAUAAACUCCUUUCUUGUUCCACCACCGCUCGUCUCUGUGCCUCUGGAUUUUGUCAGCAGCCAGUGGCCGAACCUGGUCUGUUUGAACCCCCAGAGCCAGGCCACCAAGCAGUUUCUUGAAGAGAUUAACAAGUGGACAGUUCAGUACAAUGUUUCCCCUCUCUCUUGGAAUGUGGCUGUCAAGUUCCUCAUGGCCCGGAAGUUUGAUGUGCUCCGUGCCAUAGAGUUGUUCCACUCCUACAGGGAAACACGAAGGAAGGAGGGCAUUGUGAAGCUGAAACCUCAUGAGGAGCCUCUCCGUUCUGAGAUCCUUAGUGGAAAAUUCACCAUCUUAAAUGUUCGGGACCCAACAGGAGCUUCCAUUGCCCUCUUCACUGCCAGAUUGCAUCAUCCCCACAAGUCAGUCCAACAUGUGGUACUUCAGGCUCUGUUUUACUUGCUAGACAGAGCUGUAGAUAGUUUUGAAACUCAGAGGAAUGGACUGGUAUUCAUCUAUGACAUGUGUGGUUCUAAUUAUACCAACUUUGAGCUGGAUCUUGGCAAGAAAGUCCUAAACCUGCUAAAGGGAGCAUUUCCUGCUCGUUUGAAGAAAGUGCUAAUUGUGGGAGCACCAAUAUGGUUCCGAGUGCCCUAUUCCAUCAUCAGCCUCCUCCUGAAGGACAAAGUCCGGGAGAGGAUUCAGAUAUUAAAGACAUCUGAGGUCACCCAGCACCUGCCCAGGGAGUGCCUUCCAGAAAACCUGGGUGGAUACGUCAAAGUUGACCUUGCCACUUGGAAUUUCCAAUUCCUACCCCAGAUGAACGGCCACCCAGAUCCCUUCGAUGAGAUCAUCCUGUUCUCCCUCCCUCCUGCCUUAGACUGGGACUCGGUACAUGUUCCGGGUCCCCACGCCAUGACCAUCCAAGAGCUGAUGGACUAUGUUAGCACCAGACAAAAGCGGGGGAUAUAUGAGGAGUAUGAAGACAUCCGCCGUGAGAACCCUGUUGGCACUUUCCACUGUUCUAUGUCUCCAGGAAACCUAGAGAAGAACCGCUAUGGGGAUGUGCCCUGCCUGGACCAAACGAGAGUGAAGUUGACAAAACGAAGUGGCUAUACUCAGACAGAUUACAUCAAUGCCAGUUUCAUGGAUGGCUACAAGCAGAAGAAUGCUUACAUUGGUACACAAGGCCCUUUGGAGAAUACCUAUCGUGACUUCUGGCUCAUGGUAUGGGAGCAAAAAGUCCUGGUGAUUGUCAUGACCACCCGCUUUGAGGAGGGCGGCAGGAGAAAGUGUGGCCAGUACUGGCCUUUAGAAAGAGACUCUCGGAUCCGAUUCGGCUUCCUCACGGUGACCAAUCUAGGCGUGGAGAACAUGAACCAUUAUAAGAAAACAACGUUGGAAAUUCACAACACGGAGGAACGGCAGAAACGCCAGGUGACCCACUUUCAGUUCCUGAGCUGGCCAGACUAUGGUGUCCCUUCCUCAGCAGCUUCUCUCAUUGACUUCUUAAGAGUGGUCAGGAACCAGCAGAGGCUGGCCGUCAGCAGCAUGGGUGCACGCUCCAAAGGGCAGUGCCCUGAGCCACCCAUUGUGGUCCACUGCAGUGCGGGCAUUGGCAGGACAGGUACCUUCUGUUCAUUGGACAUCUGCCUGGCACAGCUGGAGGAGCUUGGCACCCUUAAUGUGUUCCAGACAGUGUCCCGCAUGAGGACCCAGAGGGCCUUCAGCAUCCAGACCCCUGAGCAGUACUAUUUUUGCUACAAGGCAAUCCUGGAGUUCGCAGAGAGGGAGGGCAUGGUGCCCUCCAGUCACAACCUCCUGGCCAUGGAGGGUCAGUAACUGUCCCACGAUCCUCCUACCUGCUGGCCAUCCUUCCUUAAACUACCCUGGACACCGCUGAGCCUGUAGGUUGCCACCAGUUACGCUGAAGCAAUGGACCAACCUUUUACUUGUGUCUCCUGGCGCACUCGUGCACGCAAGGCAGUCUUUCCCUUUGGCUAGAUAGAUGUGGUGAAGUUGCCACUAGAAAGGGCCAGCAGCAAUGUGUUCUUAAUUCCUAGCACCUGCUAUCGAACUGUGCCUUAUUAAAACCAAAUUGUGGCUAUCGGUUUUUGCCAGGGGCCCCGAGGUAAGUGGGGAAGGAACCUCCCUCCCCCCUUUCCCAAUGCCAUUCUUCUUCUCGAGGUCUCUUUCCCAUUCCUUCCCUUUGCUAGGAUUUGAUGGGGAGGUUUGGUGUGAGCAUCCACCCUCCUUCCCAGAGAGCUUGACCAAGUUACAUACUUUAGAGAACGUCCCCAGUGCCAAGCACGUUUAUACCUAGGGCGUGUAUUCCAGUCUUUUCUGUCAUUCUCUGUGUGUGUGUGUAUGUGUGCGCACUUACAUGUAUGGGUCCAUAUGUACGUGUGUAUAUAAUAUAUAUUGUAUGUGAUAAUAUGGUCGUAUUCUAUAAAUACAUAUACACAGAGAUACUCCUUUGUAGACGUUCCUGGGGUUCCGUGUUGCAGUUCAGGACUGCUUGCUUCUUGGACCCUACUGUUUAUCCUGGACUAGCUGGGGUUGGGGAUCAUAUCUCUUACUGUCAGACCGCAGAGUGGUGGAAGAGGACACACACAUCCACUCUUCAUGCUCCUGCCACAGGCCUUCAUUCUCACAUAAUGACUUAUCUCUUUCCAGGAGACUGCCUGUUGCAGCCGAGAAUUCUGGUUUGUGGUGACACUGGUUUAACUCAGCAUGAAUUGCUCUUAUCUGAUGAUUUUACUUUGUUUACUUUGCCAAUUUGAGGAAUAGACCUCCACUGUGAUUCCAGACCCCUCUUUCCUCUCACUGUCCCUUGGGGCUUGGGGUCUGGGAGUAGAAAUGAACUCACUGAGCAGUCAGAGCCAAGAGCAAUUGGUACGAAGUCUUAGAGGGAAAGAGAGGGAACCCAGGUGUGGGAGAAAGGAAACUACUAUGAGAAUCCCUCCUUGGGAGUGAGCUUUUUCUUUUCUAGAAAGUUCCUUUCCUUAUGCAACUUGGCCCUGUCCACUCAAAUGCCCAUCUCUUCCUGCCUAGCAGCCUGCCACACUUUGGAGCUCAAGCUGGGUGGGUUCUGUGUCAAUAAAAAGCUUGACCCCUGGCUGGGUGAGGCAGUUCCCUGCAAUCACUGUUUGCCCCCUAUUCACCCAACCUGUCCCUGUCUGCUCCCGGCCUCCCCAGCCUGAUGUGCCAGGGAUGGAAUCAAGAGUCCCCGGCAUUCCACAUUCCCAAGAAAAUCCCAGGAACCCCUAAACCUUCCCCCAUCACAGAUGAGGUUGGCAGCUGAUCAGACCUCAAUAAUUUUAUACUGUAAUAAGCUCUUUGAAUGUAUAUAUUCUUAUUUUUACAAUCUCUUCAUUUUGUAUUUAACGUCAAUGGACUGAGUCAGAUUCAGAAAAUAAUUGUAAAUGUUCAUAUUCAAUAUCUUAUAGCGAUACAGUUUUGUAUUUACAUAUAAAUAUACCGACAUGAUCAAACCCUUUUAGCUUCAUCAAUUUAGUAGCAGUCUGGGGCUGGGAAGGUGAGGAGGGGGUCCAAGAACUGGUCCGGGAGGGAUGGGGAGGCAGGGAGGGACCCGAGGCCUGGGUAUCUGAGACUCAGUUCUCAGAGCCAUCUACCUUGUCCAUAGGCCAUGGCCCUAGCUCUGGGCCGGCAAAGGGAACCACCAGUUGAAUGCUUGCUGGGUGCCAAUCUCUUAUGCUCGGUGCUUUUCCCCCCAUCACCUCAUUCAAACCUAGCAAUAAUCCAGUGAGAUUAUUAUUCUCACUACCUUCUAUUUCUGUAUAGAUGAGGAAGGUAAGGUCCGGAAGAUUACAGUGAUUUGCUCUGGAACUGGAGCUCGGGUUGGUGUGCUUACAAAGACUUUGACGUCUUCACCGAAUUGCCCUUUCAAAGAUCAAGAUAGUGUUUUGUCCUAGGAAACCAGAGGGUUUUUUGUUUUUUUGUUUUUGUUUUGUUUUGUUUUGUUUUAGCUCUCCUUGCAGAGCAUAAGCCAUUCUUAAAUUCCAGGUAGUUGAUCCUGGCCCCAUGAUGCAUGUUGGGUAACAGAGUUGGGGACUGAUGCUCCCAGGUAGAACCUCCUGGUGUCAGGUCCUGAGGUCUCCAGAGUACCAAAGGGAUCAUCCUCCCAAGGAAACACCAUGUAUAGGGGUACACUGGUCUUUGUGGGAAGAUCUUCCAUCUCUCUUAGAAUGGAACCAGGAGCUUUGUCCAUGUAGCACCACUCCCUGUGCCAUGUAGCUACUCCUUGUUGACCAGUGACAGCCUGCCCAGUUGGGACAGUUCUGGCCUGGAGAGUGUGCAAAUAUUGGGAUGUUCUUAAUAAAAGUCAUAGCAGCCAACA